This is a messenger RNA of Daldinia loculata, 825 nucleotides long. RefSeq lists its product as uncharacterized. The record is from RefSeq and is a predicted model, not a curated record. NCBI's taxonomy places the organism in Eukaryota, Fungi, Ascomycota, Sordariomycetes, Xylariales, Hypoxylaceae. The coding region runs from base 276 to 446 and encodes 56 amino acids. The transcript has a single exon.
GCGCGCAUGGACCACAUGUAUCAUGGCAGCGCAACAAUAUAUAAGUGCCUUCGAGGCCGACAGAAUAUAUCGAUACGUCCUGUAACUUUUAUUUCUUUUCCUUAAACAGUUGCUAAGUCAAGCCGCUUAUUGUAUCAUCCGAGAUAGUAUCUUUGCGAGCUAUAUCAGUUGUUGGCUAUUACCUAAAGCGUAACUAUACCUAAUCUCGCUAUCCUAAUAGCUACCUAAUCUACCCAACACCGGUCAUACCUACGGUUCAAUCUUACAAAUUCACCAUGAUUUUCCUGUUCGACUCAGUUACCACUUAUCCCGGAAUCAACUACGUGGACUUUUCUGCCGUCGCUGCUUUUGGUAUAAUGGGAACCUUGUCAUUGGCAACAAUAAUCAGCUUACUCACCUCGGCUCCCAGCGGGAACGCCCGUGAGAAUGGCCCCACUGUGGGCUGAUUCCCCCCCUCGAGAUGAGGAGUCAGCGUCGCAAUCUACAUUGGUCGGAUCCCGUUUUACACCGCUUUCCGUGGCAUAGGGCGGCCGCCGUUCCUUGGUAUUCCAACUAGUCGGGGAUGUUUAAGUGAGCAUUGAGUCAAAGUAGCACUUGGUUUAUGGAAGACGGAUUGCAUAUAUAUGCUGCAUACCUAGGUAUCAUCAGAAGUACGAGUUUUUAUACGGCCUGCCGCAGAAGCUAGAAAUGGGAGGUAGAGUUGGAGGAGGUGUAAUGGCUCGCUAUAUACUAUAUAUGGAAUACAACAUCCCUUGCAGUCUUGCUCAUUAUCUAUAAGAUGGUGCUUCGUAAAUCGAAACUAAGUAUACGCCUUUCGUGGUAUAC